CGCUGUCCCCAGGCCUGGCCGUGGCCCCUCGGGGGUGUCGGCCUGCCCCUGCCUCCGACGGGGGGGGGGGGGGCGACUCCUCCUCCGGCCGCUCAGGCGCCUCCAAUGAGCCCCGGGGGCACGCAGGCUGCCUGCGCUGCCCUGCCUGCCGCCUGCCUGCCUUCCCUCUCCUCCUCCUCCUUCCGUCUAAAAAUGGGAGAGCCGAGCCAGGCCGCAGGACCGGGGCUGCCUUCCUCCUCCCCCCCGCCUCCUCCUCCCGGCCCCCGCUCCGGCUGCAGCCUCGCCCCGACGGCCGGGAAAGGGACCCCGCAGCCCGGCGGGGACAUCACCGGGCACCUCACUUUCCCCCUGCUGUCGGUCACCCUCCUGGUGUCCUUUGGCUCCUCCAUGCUCUAUGGCUACAACCUGGCCGUGGUGAACUCACCGGCAGCGCACAUAAAGGCUUUCUACAAUGCCACGUGGUCCCGGCGGUAUGGGCACGGGCUGGCCCCCGGCCCCCUGACCCUCCUCUACUCUCUGACUGUCUCCAUCUUUGCCCUGGGUGGGCUGGUGGGCUCCUUGCUGGUGGGGGUGCUGGUGGAGCAGUAUGGCAGGAACGGUGCGCUGAGCCGCAGUGCUCUCCUUGUCCUCCUGGCCAGUGGCUUCAUGGGCUUCAGCCAGGAGCUGGGGUCCCCGGAGAUGGUGAUUGUCGGCCGCUCCAUCACAGGGCUCCACUCUGGUAUCUGUCUCAGCGUGGUGCCCCUCUACCUGGGUGAAAUCGCCCCCAAGAACCUGCGAGGUUUCCUGGGUCUCAUGCCCAGCAUCUUCAUCUGCCUGGGCGUUUUCUUUGCACAGGUCCUGGGCCUCCCAGAGCUGCUGGGUGAGGACAGGUUCUGGCCCCUUUACCUGUCGGUGGUGGUUGUUCCCGCCUCCCUACAGCUCCUGCUGCUGCACUGCUUCCCUGAGAGCCCACGGUACCUGCUGAUAGAGAGGAACGAUGUCUGCCGGGCCACCAAGGCGCUGUGCCGGUUCCUGGGGACAUCUGAUGUGCAGGAAGUGAUCGAGGAGAUGAAGGAGGAGCAACGGUCGCUCUCCUCUGUGGAGAUGGUCUCCAUACGGCAGCUGCUGCAGGACCACUCUGUCCGCUGGCAGACCCUCUCAGUGGUGGUGGUGAACGCCGGCAUGCAGCUCUCAGGGAUCGAUGCUAUCUGGUUUUACACCAACACCAUCUUCAAGAACGCCAGGAUCCCUGCAGCCCAGAUCCCCUACACCACCGUGGGCACUGGUGCCAUUGAAGUUGUUGCAGGGCUGAUCAGGUGCUUCACCAUUGAGAAGGUGGGCCGGCGGCCCCUCAUCAUCACCGGCUUCUGCACCAUGGGCAUCUGCUCAGCUGGCAUCACUGUCUCCCUGCUGCUGCAGACCACCCUGCCCUGGAUGCGCUAUGUCAGCGUCGCCUGUGUGGUUGGCAUCAUCGCUGGCUUCUGCAUGGGACCAGCCGGCGUCCCCUUCCUGAUGACAGCAGAGCUCUUCACCCAGUCACACCGCCCAGCUGCCUACAUCGUGGGGGGAUCCCUCAACUGGCUCUGCAACUUCACCAUUGGCUUAAUCUUCCCCUUCUUGCAGAUGUCAGCUGGCGCCUUUUGCUAUCUGGUUUUCUGUGGCAUCUGCCUGCUGGUGGCCCUGUAUGUUUACCUUGUUGUUCCUGAGACCAAGAACAAAACCUUCAUGGAGAUCAGCCACAUCUUUGCCACCCGCCGCUCCUUCCUCUCCAUCCCAGCCCACCUCAUCGGGAUGAAAAAGCUGGACGGCUAUGGGGCCUUGGAGAGCAGCUCCCUGGAGGACUCGGGCUCCCGCCUGCCCUGAUCUGGGUGGGCUGAGGGGGACGGGGAUGGUGGAGGAGGCACCGGGCUGGAGAGGGAAGUGGAGGCUAAUUUGCUCAGGCUCAAUCAGCUCUGGGUCUCCCGGGAUACCUCACCAUGUUGCAGCCUGUCGCCGGGAUGAGCCCUGAUGAUGCACCAGGGUUGCAUCAACCACUGUGCAUUGCUCCCGUACUGGAGGAAAUGACCUCCCAGAGCGAGGGGAGCUCCUAGGGACCGGGGAUUCACAUCGCUCCUCUUUCACAUUGUUCCUCUGUGUGUGGAGUUGCCAAGAGCUGCCUGCGCAAGGUGUUUAAUAAAGAACAUUGCCUCCAGAACCAUUGUAUGGCAAGCCCAGUCUGGGAUGGCAGCAAGCUGGAGUGUGUUGGCACGGGUGGGUGCUUCCCCCAGUGCCAGUGAGGAGCAGGAUGGUGUGGGGGGCUUGUCAUCCUCCCUGCUGUGCCUGGCUGGAAAGGUCAAGAUCGCCUAACAUUUCCUAGGAAGGGUGGCCAGGGUGGCUCCCAGGCUCUUGUGUCUCACCCUGGCUUG
This is a messenger RNA of Falco peregrinus (peregrine falcon), 2384 nucleotides long. Its product is annotated as solute carrier family 2, facilitated glucose transporter member 9-like. The record is from RefSeq and is a predicted model, not a curated record. Gene Ontology annotation, molecular function: hexose transmembrane transporter activity. Gene Ontology annotation, cellular component: membrane. Lineage: Eukaryota; Metazoa; Chordata; Aves; Falconiformes; Falconidae. Gene Ontology annotation, biological process: monosaccharide transmembrane transport.